AUGUUCUCCAAGCUCAUCCUCAUCGUCCUUUCCGCUACCACCGCCCUCGCGGCUCCUCUUUACCCUCGAACCCUGGGUCAAAUCACCUUCUACCAUCCCGGCAAGGGUGCCUGCGAGGACAGCCACGGCGACGCCGACAUGGUCGCUGCCAUUGGCCGAGGUCUUUAUGACUCUGGCGACUACUGCGGCAAGAACAUCAAGCUUACUGGUGACGCCGGCGAAGUCAUUGUCACCGUCGUUGACCGCUGCGAAGGCUGUGCCGAUAACGAUCUCGACGUUUCUCCCGCUGCUUUCGAAAAGGCCAUGGGAGCCAAGAGCCAAGGGCGCGUCCAGGGAGAGUGGAACUGGGCCUAA
This is a messenger RNA of Fusarium venenatum, 354 nucleotides long. RefSeq names its product RlpA-like double-psi beta-barrel-protein domain-containing protein-containing protein. Lineage: Eukaryota; Fungi; Ascomycota; Sordariomycetes; Hypocreales; Nectriaceae. The record is from RefSeq and is a predicted model, not a curated record.